This is a messenger RNA of Aspergillus homomorphus CBS 101889, 355 nucleotides long. RefSeq lists its product as uncharacterized. Bases 11 to 271 code for a protein of 86 amino acids. The transcript has 2 exons. The record is from RefSeq and is a predicted model, not a curated record. NCBI's taxonomy places the organism in Eukaryota, Fungi, Ascomycota, Eurotiomycetes, Eurotiales, Aspergillaceae.
CCGACGAACGAUGCUUCCGCCUUGCGAUCCAGCUAUUCUCGAGAGCAACCCCCAAUUCAAACACCUCUAUGAACAAUUAACAAAAAAAUUUCUCAAUCCCGAUGGCUCGACGCGUGCCAACGAUGCGCAGCCGGCCAGAAAGGCGCUUCUGGAAGAAAUGAAAUACUGCCGAACCCGCGAUGCGAAGAACAAGAUCAAGAAACAAACGUUGCGGCGAUUGGCGUUCGACCCCGACAGCGGGCUCCCCGACGACGUAAGGGAGCGUGUCUAGACCCCUGAGCACCGCACCGCAGCAGCGAAACUGACAUGAAGAAUUUGCUGUGGCAAUAGUGUCGAGACUCCGCGGCCAUCAUCU